GAAAUCAGCGCAAGAACAACCAUUUCUGAAGUGCUAACCUCAUUUUCUCUCUAUUGUGUCGCUAUGGCAGACGACGAGCUUCUUCGCGCGGUGGGAGACUUCCUAUCACCUCAAGGCCACGCCAUUGCUACCACACUCAGUCUCGAUGAAGUAGACAGCGAUCAGCUCCUUGCGGACACGGACGUACUGCUUCAAUCUCUAAAUCGGAAUCAAAGCACCACUAAAGCCGAGUGUAAAACCAAGAGCGACAUCGCCAGGUUAAAGGCCGGUCAGCGAAGAGACGCCUACCGCGCACGACUUAAGGCCGAAUGGGCAACUUUAAGGCAACAAGAUGUGGAACUUAGCAAGCACCUAAAGAAAUUGAAGCAACUUAAGACCCAAGAGGAGACGAUGAGCUCCCCCUCGGACUCACUAGCUCUGGGAGCAUGGAGAGCUAUUGCCAUUCGACAAUACGAGAGCAGGAUGGAGGCGGAAGCGCUCCAGAAACGACUACAGGCCGCUGUAAAUAGCCGAGCUGUGAUGAUCCAAGAUCUGGAAUCCGUAUUGCGGAAGAGAGUACGAGACAUCGAAAAAAACACGACCGUGGAGAUUCCAGAAAUUCUGGAAAAGAAAGCGAGACUUGGAUCGAAAGAUGCCACUCUAUACAACACCUACUUUCAGAACCUGGAUGCACUAUACGAACGGUUAGACGAGGUUUUUAAGGAAGUCGGGGUCACUCCAACUCCUGGUGGGAUUCUAAGUGGGGAGCCAACUAGGAAUAUGAAUGGCGAGACUGAAUACUUCGAGACUAUCGGAGUGGGUCGAGUGCCAUUUAUUUUUCAGAGGACAUGCGAUGCAGUAUGGGAGUUGUUAUCUGUCCCGCAUCGACAGGAAGGGAGACUUGUGUACGAUGGAUUGCCCGAUCCGGAUAAUUCGUUAGCUAUACAGUUUUGCUCUCCACUGCAACGAGAAAACGGUGAAGUGCUGAAGUUGCGCACGCAUCAAGUUGCACGACGGUACAUUGAGAAGAACCGCUUGGUUGUAGUGUGGAGAGGACUGUGUGAAGCGGACAGCGAGUUUCUCGGCAUGAAUUCGGACGAGACGGGGUGGUGCAUUGUUCACUCUCCGGAAAGCGAUCCGGAUUUCUUUGCGGAUCCUGCGACGACGCUAGUGCAGGCGUGCACUCGAAUGGUUCCGAUGCAUUUUCAAGACGGCGAAGAUAAGGAGGGCAAGGUGAAUCAGUUUGUGGAGCUGCUUGUGAAGACAGGAGCCGAAGACAAUCGUGAAAUCGAACUCAUGAUGGAGAGACUUUUGCUGGAUGACGCACUUGCAACAGACGGUCUGGACAUUGAUGAGGACGGUAACUUAACUUCAUUAGAAGUCUAAGUCAAGCGCCUUAAUGGAGCAGUCUCGUUGAAGAGUAACAUUUUUUUUUGUUAUUUGUGCUUCUUUUUGUUAUUAUUACGUGCUACACGUGCACAUGCAUCAUUCUGAACAACGACUGUCUGCAGCGCAAUCGAAUGAUACAACAUGUACAGCUAACAAUGACUCGAAAGACAGUGCAACGUUAAAUAUUCCCAAGAAUGGAGGAAAUACUUUAAAUUGAUUUAAUGAUAAACGGUGGUUAGAGGAA
This is a messenger RNA of Phytophthora nicotianae INRA-310, 1612 nucleotides long. RefSeq lists its product as hypothetical. The coding region runs from base 64 to 1365 and encodes 433 amino acids. The record is from RefSeq and is a predicted model, not a curated record. The transcript has a single exon. NCBI's taxonomy places the organism in Eukaryota, Oomycota, Peronosporomycetes, Peronosporales, Peronosporaceae.